AUGGUGACAGUAAGAUCUGUUGUAGCUUUAGCUUCUAUUAAGGGUUGGCCUUUAAAUCAGCUGGAUGUAUGUAACGCAUUUUUGCAAGGUGACUUUUAUGAAGAUGUUUACAUGAAAAUGCCUCCUGGUUUUCCAUCUAAAGAUAAGGAACAUAAAGUUUGCAAGUUACAAAAGUCAGUAUAUGGCUUGAAACAAGUCUCUCGACAAUGGAACUUGAAAUUUAGUGUAACACUGAUUGAAGGGGGUUUUCAACAAUCCAAAUAUGAUUACUCUCUUUUUAUCAAAAAGAACAAUGGUCUACUAACAGUUUUACUUCUGUAUGUAGAUGAUAUAUUGUUGACAGGAGAUGACUUGGCAAGCAUUGAACAUAUAAAGGCUUAUCUUGCUUCAAAAUUCCAUCUUGAAGACCUUGGCACACUAAAGUUUUUCCUUGGACUUGAGAUAGCUCGAUCUGAUCAAGGAAUUUGCAUUAAUCAGAACAAAUAUGCAUUGGAAUUGAUAUCUGAAGCUGGCCUCAACUUUGUAAAACCAUCUAGCAUACCCAUGGAACAAAACACAAAGCUAACUAGUUUUGAAUAUGACAACAAUGAUGAGCAGAAAGUUGAUCCUCUCCUUGAAGAUCCUGGUGUGUAUCAAAGGUUAAUAGGUCGUUUGAUCUAUUUAACUAUGACAAGGCCUGAUAUUAGCUAUGUGGUACAACUCCUUAAUCAGCACAUGCACAAACCCAGAAGGUCACAUAUUGAUGCUACCAUGAAGGUAAUCAGAUACAUAAAGUUGAAUCUUGGCUCUGGUUUAUUGUUUUCCUCUUCCAGUAAAUUGGAGUUACAAGCUUUUUGUGAUAGUGAUUGUGCUUCAUGCUUAAUGAGUAGACGAUCUACGACAGGAUUUUGUGUUUUUUUGGGCAACUCAUUGGUAUCUUGGAAAUCUAAAAAGAAAAAGACUGUGUCCAAAUCAUCUGCUGAAGCAGAAUAUAGAUCAAUGGCACAACUUUCUUGUGAACUUUCAUGGAUCAUUGGUUUAUUCGGAGACUUGGAUGUUGAUUCAUUGACCCCAACUAGUAUGUAUUAUAAUAAUACUGCCGUCAUUCAUAUCUUGGCCAAUCCUGUGUUUCAUGAGCGCACGAAACACAUUGAGAUAGAUUGCCACAUUAUAAGAGAAAGGAUUUUAGAAAGUAUCAUUAAGAUUCAUCAUAUCUCCACGAUUGAGCAGGUUGCUGACUUGAUGACAAAACCGCUAAGUUGGAAACAAGAUGACUACUUAAUUGGCAAGCUGAGAAUGAUUAAUUUGUAUCAUGUACCAACUUGA
This is a messenger RNA of Pistacia vera, 1305 nucleotides long. RefSeq lists its product as uncharacterized. The record is from RefSeq and is a predicted model, not a curated record. Lineage: Eukaryota; Viridiplantae; Streptophyta; Magnoliopsida; Sapindales; Anacardiaceae. The transcript has a single exon. The coding region runs from base 1 to 1305 and encodes 434 amino acids.